Molecule: messenger RNA, 2725 nt
Organism: Terrapene triunguis (Three-toed box turtle)
Lineage: Eukaryota; Metazoa; Chordata; Testudines; Emydidae
Gene: SEMA7A
Product: semaphorin 7A (John Milton Hagen blood group)
Exons: 14
Coding region: 17-1930 (637 amino acids)
Biological process (GO): integrin-mediated signaling pathway; negative regulation of axon extension involved in axon guidance; positive regulation of ERK1 and ERK2 cascade
Cellular component (GO): external side of plasma membrane
Molecular function (GO): integrin binding; chemorepellent activity; semaphorin receptor binding
Source: RefSeq, a predicted model, not a curated record
UUGCAGAGCUGUGGAAAUGGGUCUGAACUCACAUGCUGCCUAUCUCUUUGCUCUGUGGACCAGCCACCUGUUUCUCCUGACAGCUGGGCACUCAAGGGUGAAUCCUAGAAUUAUUACAGCUCCAAAAGGGGAGAGACGCUUUCCGCUGGAGAAGCACGAGAAUCUCCUAACUCUCUACCAUGAGGAGGGGAAUUCCUCUCUCUUGGUGGGAGCGGAGGGAAAGCUCUACUACUUCGACUUUGAGAGCUCCAGUAACCACAUGGAGGACUUCCCAGAACAGGAUUCAGGAGCCUGCCAAAAACCAGAGGAGAAGAAGAACUACCUGACUUUCAUUGGCAAGUACCACGACAUGCUGUUGAUAUGUGGGACAAAUGCCUGCAAGCCCACCUGCUGGAACUUGGCCGAUCGGAAUAAAUCUGAAGUGGCUGCGCAGGGCUUGGCCCCUUUUGUGCCUAACCAGAACUCCCUGGUCCUUGUUGAUGAUGAAGCCAUCUAUUCCACCAUCAGCUUGCACCAGCACAAUGGGAAGAUACCCCGCUUCCGCCAGGUCCGAGGGACUGGGGAGCUCUACACCAGCGACACAGUGAUGCAGAAUCCAACAUUUGUGAAAGCCACUGUCAUCAAGCAAGAUGAGCGCCAUGAUGACAAGAUCUACUAUUUCUUUCGAGAAGACAAUCCGGACAAGAGUCCCGAGGCCCCGUUAAAAGUCUCCAGAGUGGCCCAGCUGUGCAAGGGAGACAAAGGGGGCACCAGCUCCCUCUCUGCUUCCAAGUGGACCACCUUCCUGAAGGCCACGCUGGUCUGCGUUGACCCGGCCACCAAGAGCAACUUCGACUUGCUGCAGGAUGUCUUCAUUGUCCCGUCAGACAAGAACUGGAGGGAAACCAGAGUGUAUGGACUCUUCUCUAACUGCUGGGGGUACUCUGCCGUUUGCGUCUACACCAUCGGUGACAUUGACACGGUGUUCCGGACAUCGAAACUCAAAGGCUACACUAAGGACAUGCCCCACAUCCGUCCUGGACAGUGCCCUUGGGGCAGAAAUCGUACCCCUCCUGAGACUUUCAAAAUAGCUGACCUCCACCCGGAGGUGGAGGAAAGAGUGCAGCCUGUUGCCCCCAGGAAUAGCCCCCUAUUCCACAACAAGAAUCACUACCAGAAAAUCGGAGUGCACCGCAUCCAGGCGAGAGACGGACACACCUACAACGUCCUCUAUUUGGUGACAGACAAAGGGUAUAUCCACAAAAUGGUGGCAAUGCCGCACGGCGUCCUGAACAUCCUGGAGAUCCAGCCCUUUCAACAGCAAGCUCCCAUCCUGGCCAUGACCCUGGAUCAUAGAAGGGCAAAGCUGUAUGUGAGCUCGCCGACCGAGGUGGUCCAGUUGCCCAUGGACAUGUGCGAGGUAUAUAACAGGAGCUGCGAGAGCUGCGUCAUGGCAACGGAUCCUUACUGCGGAUGGGCAGAUGGGAAAUGCGUCUCCAUUAAAACUAACCUGACAAUGCUACAGAAUGUGACCCUGGAGUCCUCACCGGAAAUAUGUACCCGUUCGGUCUUCAGACAGCAGGAAGUGGACAGCCCGGAGAGCUACCGGAACGUCACUGUGGCGCUCUUCUCCCGCUACUUCCUGCACUGCCCCACCGAAUCCCACGCCGCCACUUACAUGUGGCACCACAAUAGCAGCCGCAUCCAGAACUGCAGCUCCACCCACGGGCCCUGCAUCCACUUCAUCGAGAACAUGACCCACGACCACUACGGGCGCUACACCUGCAUCUCGGAGGAGAGUGGCUUCUCCCAAACCCUCGUGAAGGAAUGGCUGCUGAAGCAGCCUGUGCCCUCCCAGACUUUGAGGCAGAGCAGCCAGGCUGUGGCCGCCUCCCCCUCCUUCUGGCUGGGCUUCCUGCAGAUGAUGGCUCUUGCCCUGCUGUUCCAGUGAAAGGGUGGGGUGGUGUCCACACCCAUGGGCCAGGACUCACCAUUUGGACUACUGUUGAUCCUCUUCAAUUUCUUACCAGCACCUGAGCAAGGAAGGGAUAGCCCCAUCCCAGUGGCUGCUCUCUGGACAUUCAUCUUUGUGCACCUUGGCCCCCCUCUCAACUUCGUAAGUGGCAUCCCUUCCACUCGAAGCAGAUGGAUUCCAUCCCCCCACAUGUCUGUGCCCAUUGAAUCCAUCAUGGCAGCUUUAUGCCGGAAGGUGUUUUAGGGACACUGAAUGGAGGGGAUGAAACCAGCCCAGAUCCCUCUCCUGAUUCCAUGCAGCACAGGAGCUGAGGCCACCAAAGAGAGGGGGCAAGACGGGACUGAAGCUAAUGCCACCAAAGAGUAACACGGGGCUGAUCUGACUGUCUAGCGAGGGAGGGAUGUGCACACAAGGGAAGCUAGGCUCAGGGGAGAGGAAGGGGGCAAAAUAAAGGAGAGCGGAGUCAUGGUUUGGGACAGGAAGAUGCGCAGGAGGUGACAUAGCCGGGGGGGCAGGGAAUGGAGGGGGCUGUCAGGGAGGAGGGGUGGAAGAGAUGGAAAGAUCAUUUUAAUAAGUGUUCUGCACUAGAAGAGGAAGGGUCUGCAGAUCGGUCACCAGGAGGUCAGGGGAUGGGGAAGGAUCCUGCCUUGGUGUUUCUCUGCUAAAAGGGAAAGGCAGAGCAAUUGAUGUAGACAGCAACAUAGGCGCCGACUCCGUGGGUGCUCUGGGGCUGGAGCACCCAUGGGGAAAAAUUAAUGGGUGCUCUGCACC